ACGGACGGUAAAUGAUAAUAAUGUUUUUGAGUAAAACAAGUGACGAAUACUCUAAUGCCUAAAAAUUAUGAGUAUUACUUAAUGGAUUUUGUUGUGAAUUUUGAUUUUUGAAGCCACCGGUUUGUAUUGUUUGCAACUGUUUUACAUCUCGCGCAAUUCAUUUUCAAUAGCUUAUUCGCUCGUUUGUCUCGUCUCGAGUGAAUCUGAACUAUGUAAUUGGUAAGAAAAUUAUUUUACUAUGGCCAAUUUGAAAUUAGAGCUGGACGAAUAUCUCAACAAGGCCCAGAAAAACAAGUCCAGCAAUGGACACGUACACAUUCCCAAGGUGUUCAAGAAGCUUCUGAACAAUGAGUCGGGGGAACAAACGGAAAAUUUGCUGAAUUCCUCCCAGAAGACGUACUUUGAUCUCCCGUCCCUGAGUAAAACGCAAAGAAUAAUGGGUUUUAUGGUUUGCUUAUCAAUCAGUUGUCUGAUGUUCUCAUUAUCGGCAUUAUACGUGCCCGUACUUCUGCUCAAAGCUAGAAAAUUUGCCAUUCUAUACGCUACUGGAAGCAUAUUUGCAUUUGCUAGUGUAUCGUUUUUGACUGGUCCAUUGAAUCACUAUAAGUAUGUGACAUCCAGAGAAAAGCUGCCCUUCAUGUUUGGCUAUAUUACAACUCUUUUGGGUACACUGUACUUUUCACUGUGGAUGAAGAAUACACCAUUCACAUUACUGUUCUUAACUUUACAUUUAAUUCUUAUUUUGUGGUUUUUAUUAAAUUCCAUACCAUUUGGCCAAAAAGGUCUAUCAUUUUUUGGACGUUUAUGUUCAUCUGUAGUGAAAAGUAAAGUGUCUAAUUCAUUACCGGUUUAAACCUAUUAUUAAAAUUAUUUCUUGUCAUUUCUAUAAUGUACAUAAUAUAUGUUAUUGUUAUUA
Messenger RNA from Sipha flava (yellow sugarcane aphid), 916 nucleotides. Its product is annotated as protein transport protein sft2. Gene Ontology annotation, cellular component: membrane. The transcript is spliced from 3 exons. Gene Ontology annotation, biological process: vesicle-mediated transport. The coding region runs from base 239 to 853 and encodes 204 amino acids. NCBI's taxonomy places the organism in Eukaryota, Metazoa, Arthropoda, Insecta, Hemiptera, Aphididae. The record is from RefSeq and is a predicted model, not a curated record.